Nannizzia gypsea CBS 118893 is the source of this 855-nucleotide messenger RNA. RefSeq lists its product as hypothetical. NCBI's taxonomy places the organism in Eukaryota, Fungi, Ascomycota, Eurotiomycetes, Onygenales, Arthrodermataceae. The transcript is spliced from 2 exons. Gene Ontology annotation, cellular component: nucleolus. The record is from RefSeq and is a predicted model, not a curated record. The coding region runs from base 1 to 855 and encodes 284 amino acids. Gene Ontology annotation, biological process: rRNA (guanine-N7)-methylation. Gene Ontology annotation, molecular function: rRNA (guanine) methyltransferase activity.
AUGUCUCGUCCGGAAGAUACUCUCCCGCCGGACCUCUUCUACAAUGACUCCGAAUCGCGUAAAUACACAUCUUCUUCACGAAUAAAAAAUAUCCAAUCUGAGAUGACACAUCGUGCCCUGGAACUACUCGAACUCACAUCUCCCUCGCUCAUUCUGGAUAUUGGUUGCGGCUCGGGUCUAUCUGGAGAGAUACUCUCGUCCAUUGAGCCAUCUGAAGGCGGCCCGCAUACCUGGAUUGGCAUGGACAUAUCUCCCAGUAUGCUAGAUGUAGCACUUCAACGGGACGUGGAAGGCGACCUCUUCCUAGCCGACAUUGGACAAGGCGUCCCGUUCAGACCUGGAACAUUUGACGCCGCCAUAAGUAUCAGCGCGAUACAAUGGCUUUGCAACGCCGAGACAAGCGAUGUAAGUCCCGAAGGCAGACUGAAAAGGUUUUUCGAGGGGCUAUACGCUUCUUUAAAACGUGGUAGUAGAGCUGUCUGCCAGUUCUACCCUAGAAACGAUUCUCAAAGAGGCAUGAUUAGUGGUGCUGCGAUAAAAGCUGGCUUUGGCGCUGGUAUCCUUGAAGACGACCCAGGCACCAAGAAUGGGAAGACAUAUCUUGUCCUCACUGUCGGUGGAGGUGGACUACAGGGUGAUAUCACCGGUGUUGUCAAGGGGAUGGAUGACGUCGAUAUCUUGGAUGCUAGACGGAAAGCCAGGGAGGCAGCCAAGGGCCGUAGGGGUCCGGAUCAAUCACACGUCAAGGGAACCAAAGCCUGGAUUCUGAGGAAAAAAGACCAAAUGGAGAAGAAGGGCAAGGUUGUCAAGGCAACUUCGAAAUAUACCGGAAGAAAGAGACGCAUUGCAUUUUGA